This is a messenger RNA of Dermacentor andersoni, 939 nucleotides long. Its product is annotated as osteoclast-stimulating factor 1-like. Gene Ontology annotation, biological process: signal transduction. The record is from RefSeq and is a predicted model, not a curated record. Gene Ontology annotation, molecular function: protein binding. NCBI's taxonomy places the organism in Eukaryota, Metazoa, Arthropoda, Arachnida, Ixodida, Ixodidae.
CAAAACAAGCGUCUGCAAUUGGUAGUGACGGAAACCAACGGAAUGAGGCGUCCGUAGCGUCCGUUGCAAAGCAAUCCGUCGCGCGAAUUAAUUGACUCGGUGCAAAUGACCGGAGUGACUUCUCUUGGUUAAGUAGUGAAAGGCUUAAUUGUCACAUUAUGUCGAGCAAACCUUCCAGGCCAGCUCCACCACCACCGAAACCUGGCAGCGUGAAAGUCUUCCGAGCACUCUACAAAUACCAUGCUCAACAGCCAGAUGAGCUGUCGUUUGAAGAAGGGGACUUACUGUACGUUUUCGACAUGAUGUCCGAUCCGAACUGGUGGAAAGCACGGUGUGACCGUCGGUCGGGGCUUAUUCCGAGUAAUUACGUUGAAGAGAAUGCAGAGGAAGUGCUUCACCCUCUUCAUGAGUCAGCAAAACGAGGCAACCUGCAGUUCCUAGAAGAAUGUCUCUCUAACAAGGUUUCAGUCAAUAGCCUUGAUAAGGCUGGGUGCACAGCAUUGCAUUGGGCAGCACACGGAGGUCAUGUGGAGUGUGCUCAAAUAUUGCUUUCCAUAACUGGGGUUCAAGUUGAUGUACAGAACAAACUUGGUGACACGCCGCUCCACUCUAGUGCUUGGAAGGGACACAGCGACAUUGUUCGCAUGCUGCUUGCUGCAGGAGCCAACAAAAAUGUAAAGAACAAAGAAGGAAGAACACCACUCGAACUUGCAAGUGAUCCAGAAACUGUUGCCUUACUGAAGUCAUCUCAGAGGACCUCCAUUUCUACGGAUCCUGAAGAGUACCUCCAGUCAGAUGAGGAUUCAAAUUGACCGAUAACUGGUGCCCAUUUCACAAGGCUCCAGCUUUGAUUGUUUUUACAGUAAGGACUAUGCAUGAGCAGAAUGCAUAAGAAUUUUAUUCAACUAACAUGGCAUUAAAUCUGUUUUUUAUAUUGAA